Polyodon spathula (Mississippi paddlefish) is the source of this 3419-nucleotide messenger RNA. RefSeq names its product A-kinase anchor protein 12-like. The record is from RefSeq and is a predicted model, not a curated record. Bases 651 to 3419 code for a protein of 922 amino acids. The transcript is spliced from 2 exons. NCBI's taxonomy places the organism in Eukaryota, Metazoa, Chordata, Actinopteri, Acipenseriformes, Polyodontidae.
GGCUGGAGGCACGGAGACUGAACCGCUCCCUCCCCCUCCUAACAAUAAGAAAGAUAACGGCAUUUGCACUGCGUGUGUUAUUUUGUUUAAUGCUCGUUUUCCCAUUUACAUUUCUGUAUCUUUCGAGAAAUAAAUACAUCCCCACCCCCCUAUCCCCUGCUGUCUUCUGUUGGGCUGGGAUGUAAGCAGUGUGUCACAACAGUGAGAAAGAGAGACAGAGAAGGAGAGAAUCAUUGAAUCACAGUGCAUUAGCCCUGCAGACUCCAGUCUCGCCACACUUCCUGGGCCCUGUCUCCCUAGUUGCUGGGGGCAACGGCUAAUAGACAGACAGGAUUUAUCUGUAGAGGCUCAGCUGGCCCCGCCCCCUUUGCUCCCUGAGACUGGGGCACAGAGUAGAACGCUCAGCACAGGCUGCAGAGCCAACAAUGGGACUGUUCCUGUGCAGCAACGCAGAAUUGAAAUCCUCACAUCAGCACUGAUCCUGCACCCUGCACCGUACCGCAGCGAGGUGGGAAGCUUGAUUGGGAUGCCUCUCAGGAGGAGCACAUGAUCUGAACGAUAAGAAAAGGAUGAUGCAGCAAUAAAGGAAUCUGAACGAAUCUGGAGCAAAAGGCCCUUUUAAAAAACGCUCAGUGUUCAUGGAGUAGAAUAUGGCAGAGGCAGCAGAACAUUGGGAAGACCCAACUGAGGAGGAAAAUCCAGAACCGGCGACUCAAGAUAAGACGACAGAUAAACCGUCCGAGUGCCGAGCAGAAGCUGAGGUUCCCAGCUCUGCAGGAGAGUCUCCGCACAAGGCAGAGGAAAGACGCAAACCAUCAGCGACUGCCACAGAGAGGAUUUGGGGACAAUUCUGGAAAGGCAGCGGGUUCGGCAAAGCAAACGCGAAAAAGAAGCGCGAGGGCUCGGAACCUAACAGGAGCAGCCCGGAAUUCGACGACGGCGAGAGUCCGACCGCAUCGACUGAAAAGCGGGUGGAACCUGGACAAGGCACGCCGCCCGAAUCAACGACAAUGGAACUGGGAUCCCCAAGGAGCCAGCUUUCCUCGGAGGUAGAAGCAGGCUCUGGGGUACAGCCGAUGGAGAAGCGCGCUGGGACAGAAGAGGUGGAGAAGGAUGAGGAUGAUUCGAAAGACACCAGGCCGCGUCACAUUGAGAAAUCGAGCAGCGUCAGGGAUUUCAUCAGGAGGCCCAUUUCUAAGAUCUUCUCGUAUAAAACCACGGAGAAGAAAAUAGUGGACAGGCAAGCCAAUGUGGGCAAGGGUCUCUCCACGUCCCUCGAUCGGCUGUCGGAGAAGGGAACCAGCACUACGAUCGAAGCCUGUGAGCUGGAAAACGACCCAGGGCGGCGACACAAAGGUCCUGGGAUCGCGCACACGAGACGCUGGCACUCCUUUAAGAAGAUUGUGACCCCGAAGACCCAGAAGAAAAGCCUCCUGGAGCCGAGAGAGGACGAAGGAGUUGGUGAUCGCAACAAAACACCCAAGUUUAAAGAUUCAGCUUCGGGGAGCGUCCCUGAGAAGAAGGCAAAGAAAAGGAGCAUUAAGAGGUCUUGGACGUUCCAAGUCAUCCGGAAAGAUCACUCAUUCACGGCCAGUAGUCAAGCCCCCAGCUUGUCUGAAGACCCCAUGACGGCCAAGCACGACUGGAUGGAACAGGUAGAAAACCAAACAGAUCAAGAUAAUCAACUGGCUGCUGGUGAUGAUGAAGAAGGAGGAGAUGGGAUGCACCGAGACACAGAAAGGAAGGCAUCGCCAUCCAACGGGAAUACGAAGUCAAGGGACCAGCAAGCCAGUGAGGCAUGGAAAUCUUUUAAGAAGCUGGUGACUCCGAAGCCAAAGAAGGCCACAGCGGCUACAGAGACUGAGGAAAGUCACGUAAUUGAAGGGCAGGUCAGUCCGGAUAAAUCAAGCAGGCUGCCGACCGUUCCUAAAAAGGCGCGCUACUCCAGGGCCGCGUCUCUGAAAAAUAUAAUCCUUCGCAAGAGCAAGAGUAGAAGCAUCGAUAUAGAGGAAGCAGCAACCAGUACAGCGCCUAUCAGCAACCUUCCUGGAGCCGAACCUGAGCGAGAAGAAACCCAAUCUUGCAGGGAGGAAAUGGCCACUAAUAGUUGUGGGGAAACUGAAAUCGAUAGCAGUGGCAAUUUUGGGUAUUCAUCCGAACCAACAGAAGGUCUCAAUGAUAUUCAGAAACAUUCAAUGAGAGAGCAGGUGAGGGAUGCCGGUAAAGAACAGAAGCAAACUGCAACUGUACAAUCUGACGUUGCCGAAAAGGUGCAGGACACUACGGAAGGCAAUGGGGAUCUUAGUGGGAAACCGGAAUCUGAUAAGCUUUUGAGAUGCAAUCUGCCGAACUCUGGCACAAGCCAUGAAACAAACAAGGAAAUCAAAGCCAAUUUUAACAGGGGCAUAAUAAUAGAAAUGCCCCUUCCAGAAUUGAAAGAGACAGCAGAGACAGAACCGGUUGAAAAUAUUAAAGAAGGAACAUUGGAUCCAUCACCAGGAAAGAAGUCGUUAGAUCUGAAGGAUAACAGGAAUGAAACUGCUGGUAUUGCUGACAGUGGUAAUAAAAACUGUGCUCCUUCUAUAGCUUUGGUUGAACUCUCAGGAUGUCCCGUUAAGGAUACAGGAAAAGAACUAUCACCACGUGAAAGAACUGAAGUUCUUCAUGCAGGACAUCGAUCUGGAGAAUCAACGCAAGAUGAACCGAGUUCUCAUCAACAGCCAGCCUUGAAGCACUCAGCUGAAACAGAGCAGGCCAAGGAAAGUCUACCUCCAGGGCUCAUCGUGGAGAAGCAGAGCCCAGACUCCUCUCGCUCAGUUCCUGAGAUCAGAGUCAGCGCUCCCACUGACCCUCUGGAAGCUGGUUCAAGCGAUGAGAUGACCUCGAACUUGGAGGGUGAGGGAAGAUCAUCUACUGCCCAAACUGACUCAGUAGGUGCUCCAGCCGAAACCAACCCAGGGGAGAUUCUGAGGACAGAGGUGGCGAGAGCCGAGGGCACCGGGAGUUCCACUGAUAUCUUCCAUAAAGUCUGCUCUUCUGAGGCUACCGCGGAAACGAAAGCCGAAAAGACUUUGGACAAAUAUACGUCCCAUGAUACUAAUCAAGACAGUCCACCACCUGCCAUUGAGAAUCUCCGCAAGGCCGCGUCUUCGGAAACAGAAACGACAUCCGCAGACGGCCUGGGGUUCAACAACACCGAGGGUGGCCCUAAUAUCGAGAACUCAGCUCACAUCAACCCAGAGGAAGAGAAGCUGUUUUACGAGGCGGCAGCUGCCAUCGUGAGGGCGGUGGUGAGAGCAGCCGCUGAACAGAUCGCGAAGGAGCAAGAGGCGCUGGACAAAGACUUCAAGGGAUCCUAUUCCAACGACAACGACAAAUCUUCGGGUUACUCAGGCACGGAUCUGUCCUACUGCCGUUAG